AACACAAUCAAACAUUCGGAGCAAAUCGUUCUUAAGGAGCUGAAAAUUCGAGAAAGCUUGUUUUCUUGUCAGUGCUCAAAAGUUUGAAAUUUAAUAGGUUAAAUGGCCAGCGGAGAUGGAUCAAUUAAAACUCAAGAAAAUGAUAUGCCAAUCCCGAAGAUCAAGCAUGAUUGGUAUCAAACAGAAACACAUAUUAUCAUCACAAUACUUGCCAAAAAUACAGAAAGUGUAAAAAUUGAUUAUGGAAAGACUACGCUAAGUGUUUCAGCGAAACUACCUUCUGGUAGCGACUAUAGCUUGGAAUUGGACUUGGCUCAUCCAGUAGUACCAGAUCAAUGUUCACACAAAAUAUUAACAUCUAAAAUAGAAAUCAAGUUGAAGAAGCAGGAUGGCAUAAGGUGGAGCAUUUUAGAGGGAAAUCCAGUCAAAAAAGAGGUUGAACCAAUACCUCCAGAAAUACUUCAAAGUGGUAAUCAACCACCAAAGUAUCCGAGUUCUUCUAAAAAAUCUAAAGAUUGGAACAAGGUAGAAAAAGAAAUAGAAAAACAAGAGGCAGAGGAAAAACCGGAAGGAGAAGCUGCUGUUAAUGCCCUUUUCCAACAGAUAUAUGGUAGUGGUUCUGACGAAGUUAGACGUGCUAUGAAUAAAUCUUUUCUAGAGUCAGGUGGUACCGUUUUAAGUACAAACUGGUCAGUGGUAGGUAAAGGGACGGUUGAAAGAAAACUACCAGAUGGAAUGGAAUGGAAAUCAUGGAAUCAAUAAAAAGUUUGCUUACCUAAAUAAAGACACGCAUAAAUAAUUCAUGCAAAUUUUUUUUGAAGUUUUUUU
Polistes dominula (European paper wasp) is the source of this 828-nucleotide messenger RNA. RefSeq names its product suppressor of G2 allele of skp1 (gene Sgt1). Gene Ontology annotation, molecular function: protein-folding chaperone binding. NCBI's taxonomy places the organism in Eukaryota, Metazoa, Arthropoda, Insecta, Hymenoptera, Vespidae. The record is from RefSeq and is a predicted model, not a curated record.